GUCUUCGCAAUACAAACGAGUCAAGAAGGGUUUAAGCUAGGAUUCUUUUACUAAAAGCUCGUUUGUCUGCGCUGCUUCCUUGUUGCUAAAGCCCUAUCCAUGGCUUCUUCAUUUGUUGCAGUAUCAAAACCUUUCUUCUUUAGCAAAACUACUUCUCCUUCUCUCUCUCACCAGAGACUUGUAGGAUUGAGGAAAAAUUCUCUCAGAAUCAAUGCAAUUGCAAAAAAAUGGGAACCCACUAAGGUUGUUCCCCAAGCGGAUAGAGUCCUUAUUCGUCUUGAAGAAUUAUCUGAGAAAUCAACUGGUGGAGUUUUGUUGCCUAAAUCAGCUGUGAAAUUUGAGAGGUACCUAAUGGGAGAGGUACUAUCUGUUGGUAACGAGGUUGGGGAAGUGGAAGCUGGAAAGAAGGUUCUUUUCUCAGACAUAAAUGCCUAUGAGGUUGAUUUGGGAACGGAUGCUAGUCACUGCUUUUGCAAAGCUGGUGAUUUAUUGGCUGUGGUUGAGUGAAUUUCAGCAAUUGGACAAGAUUUCUAAAGAAAAUGUUCUUUAGGGUUUUAGUGGGGCGUUGUUGCCACAAUUGCAUUAAGCUAUGAGGGACUGUAAACUCUGUAUUUCAAAAGACGGGUACAGCAAUCAGUUAUAAAUGUGCAAAAAUGAGGGUUUUUACUCAUAAUGACAAAUAAUGUUUUGCAUUGUUAGCUGA
Hevea brasiliensis (rubber tree) is the source of this 703-nucleotide messenger RNA. RefSeq names its product 10 kDa chaperonin 1, chloroplastic. Gene Ontology annotation, molecular function: ATP binding; protein folding chaperone; protein-folding chaperone binding. The record is from RefSeq and is a predicted model, not a curated record. Bases 100 to 507 code for a protein of 135 amino acids. Lineage: Eukaryota; Viridiplantae; Streptophyta; Magnoliopsida; Malpighiales; Euphorbiaceae. The transcript has 7 exons. Gene Ontology annotation, cellular component: mitochondrial matrix.